AUGGCACUGAACAGUUGGAGGCAGUGGGCAAAACUCACUAAGAAACAGUUGCGACAGCUGGGAAGAGUCAUUGAUGAAGAGUUAGGUGGUGUUAUUGAACGAAAUCUACCUCGCCCUAAUGGUAGAUUAGUUAAGGUACCAGUUCCAGUACCAGUUAGACAAGCACCUCCAAAAUUCCGUGCUAGUGCCACUACGGUGAGCACUAGAGGUUAUCAUCAAAGCGCUCAUCAGUUUGUCCGUUCCAGAUUGGUCCGAACUGAUAUUAGGUUAGUUAAAUCGGUCCCCAGAGUUACUAUGUUUUCAUCUGCUCCCAGAGUUCCUAAUGGUGUUCCCCGUGGCCUCUUCACUAAUUGGAAUAUAAUUGGUAGAAAUGCAGGCCAAAGAAUGUAUUCUACGGCAUCUAUAAAGUUUACCCAUGAAGCUGUUAACAACAUGGCUGUUUCGCUACGUUGUUUUUUCAAUUCAUUAGAUGGGUUAAUACCUCCAAACAAUGGAAGCCAGUUAUCUGGUAGGUUCCCAGGACCUGUUCAUGGUCAAGCUAAGUUAUCCUCAAGAGAUGUUUCUUUAAUUCGUGAUAUGGAGCUUUUUGAAAUGAUUAAAUACCAUAAGAACGAGGCUCUUUUGGCUGAAGGUGAAGAAACUGUAGGUGCCUACGUGGAAUUCAAAGCUCCUCAAUUGGACAUGAAUAAAGCCAUUCCUCAAAAGACUUUUGCUAAUUCCCUAGCUCUUGAUGUAUGGAGAGACGAAAUUUGGAACUACACAAAUGAGCUCAAGAUAUUAGAACGCAAUGUCCGACGAAUAUACGAAAAUUAUGGGUCCUUACCGAUUACCACGACCAAGGACUCUAUUCGUAUUCAUUUCCCAACUUUAACUAUGCUUGAGACCGACAAGUUGAUAACAGAAUUAGAGAUUACGAUGGGGAAUGUGUAUCCUGACCCCCAAGGGCCUCCAAGUGAUAUUCUGUCGAAUCUCGAUGUCAGUAGCGACUCGGACUUUUCAUCAGUACUAUCACCGUCAAUCUCUAACGAGGCGUUUUCAUUAGUUUGA
Molecule: messenger RNA, 1047 nt
Organism: Zygosaccharomyces rouxii
Lineage: Eukaryota; Fungi; Ascomycota; Saccharomycetes; Saccharomycetales; Saccharomycetaceae
Gene: SPG5
Product: Spg5p
Exons: 1
Coding region: 1-1047 (348 amino acids)
Biological process (GO): proteasome assembly
Molecular function (GO): proteasome binding
Source: RefSeq, a predicted model, not a curated record